Molecule: messenger RNA, 2369 nt
Organism: Polyodon spathula (Mississippi paddlefish)
Lineage: Eukaryota; Metazoa; Chordata; Actinopteri; Acipenseriformes; Polyodontidae
Product: ran-binding protein 3-like
Exons: 15
Coding region: 366-1940 (524 amino acids)
Biological process (GO): protein export from nucleus
Cellular component (GO): nuclear pore; cytoplasm
Molecular function (GO): GTPase activator activity
Source: RefSeq, a predicted model, not a curated record
UUUUUACUGGAAAGCAUCGGCUGAAACGCAGUUGUAAAACCAUUGAAAUAGUUCAUUAGAGAUCAGUGUAUCUUCAGGAUUUUUUUUUUUAUUCGUUUAGUAUCAGUAGAUUAGUAUCUGCGCUUGCUUCAAACGCGAAGAAGCGUUUUUUUUUUUUUAGAAAAUAUUAAGGGACCAGUGUAACAAAUUAUUUUCUGUAGCAUUUGCUAUUUAUUUUUAAUAGUGCUGUAUUGCAGUGAUACUGUACGGUUUGAGUUCUACAUUUUCUAGAUUAAUUUGCUAAGGCAUUAAUGUAGCCGUAGAGAUUCGUUUUUAUUAGCCAAUCGUCAUACCAUAUAGCUUGCUGUUUACAUUGUAUUUUCGAUAUGAGGAGCCAGCAAGUGACAUCAGGAAAUGCUGCUUUAUAUCCAGCUAUCGUUCCUCUGUCCACGAAUAGCUCUGCCAGCGCAGUCUGUCCUGCCACCAGAAGCAAGGCUUUUUUAUCCCCCACCACCAGGGUUAAAAUUAGUAUCGGUAACACACCGAGCAGGGGUAAAACUUUACCUGCGUCUACCCACAAGAGAAGUUGUUAUGUCAGGAGCUCCUACAGCCUGCCGGGAGACCGCCAACCGACCCACAGAGAACCCUGCUGCAGCAAAGAGAACCCAGGGAUUGCUCCUCCUGUGUUUGUUUUUCACAAGAAAGAACAAACCCUGAAGAGGCCAGCUGAGGACUCCAAAUAUGAAAGUGGCCUGGGAGUCCCAGCAGAAAAACGUGGAAGAUCCACUUCUUUUACCUACUCCUCUGCAGCCUCACAUAUUCAAGAUGAUUCAAACUGUAGAGAUAAACGAGUGAGAUCGUCUUCAUUUAGCUGCAUCCUCUCCUUCCCUCCACAAAAGCCAGUUGCAGGAAAUAAUGUGUUUAUGCCAUCGAGCUUGUUCAGCAGAUUGAAUGUUGACAGCAGCAGCACAAAAACAGCAGGGCUUGUCCCUCCAAGUGUGAAACAGACUCUCCUGUGGCCUGCUGUCCUCCAAGCCCCACCGCUCCACAGCUUCUCUCAGCCAGUGCUCAGUGAGGAGACACCCAGCUGCUAUGGGAGUGCGGCAACAACGCCUCAGGAGCCAUCAGCCUCGUCAGCACAGGAUACAGCAAGUGUAGAAAUGGAAUCAACAUCCAACAUCUUCCUUCAGCUUUUUCCAACAGUGGCAGCAAGAAACCUCGCAAAUCAGAAGACGACCAGAGUAGAUGGCAAUGCAGAGUUUGUGUUUGGAGAAAAUAUGAGUGAAAGAGUUUUGAGCCCACUCAAAACCUCAGACUGUGACAAUGAAGAUAGCAAAGACGAUGCAUCAUUAGAUGAAGACUCGAGUUCUUCUGGUUCCGAAUCGUCAAGCUCAGAGCCACCUUACAAAACAGUGAGAAGGCAGACAUUAAGAGAGUCUGCAGCCGCAUACACUGCAGCUUCCAGUAAGAGAUGCCUGCUGGAGCAGGUGGAGGUCUUCACAGGGGAGGAGGAGGAGAGCAAAGUCAUGCAGGUUACCUGCAAACUGUUUGUGUUUGAGAAAUCCACUGAGUCCUGGUUGGAGAGAGGCAGGGGAGUUCUGAGGCUCAAUGAUAUGGCCACAGAGGAAAGUGGCAACCUGCAGUCUCGACUAGUGAUGAGAAACCAGGGUAACCUGAAGGUGAUCCUCAACACUAAGCUCUGGGCUCAGAUGAAUGUGUUCAAGCCGGCAAGGAAAAAACUGUGCUUCACUGCUACUGACCUGGACAGCCAGGCCGUUCGAGUGUUCCUCAUACAGGCUUGUGCGAAGGAAACGGCGCGUCUCUACUUGGCUAUUCACCACCGUCUGGUUGCGCUGCGGAGUUGUUUUGGAGGGCAGGAAACGGAGGAGAGCCUGAUGAGGCUGGAGGCUGAGCCACAAGCCUCUGUCCUGCACUGUGACAGUGAGGACGAUGAGCGAUAGCCUGCCUUGGAGGCUCAAGAUCCUACCAGUCUAAAUGGAAGAGUAGCCAGCUGGGGUCUGCACAUGAUGAUAUCACCUUGUAUCUACAGAGGACUCGCUAUACUGGACAGUCAAAGACAACUGCAUUCCUUUCUGGUCAGCUUAAACCUUCAGUCAUGCUUCAAAGAAAACCUUCCAGAACAAACCUCUUUAUAGAGCUUGCAGAUACAGAAUAUCAGAAUGUAUUUAGGUCUGUGGAACACGCGUGGGCAGUUUGACUUCACAAGAUUGAAGAAAUUCUCGCUUUACCGUUACAAAAAGACCAAAUUUUACAACAACAAAAAUGUACUAAGGAUAUGCACAUUCGACAUGGACGUUUAUUUUAUUUUUCAGCCCUCACUCUCUCUCUCUCUCUCUCUCUCUCUCUCUCUCUCUCUCUCUCUCUCUCUC